Chara braunii is the source of this 2807-nucleotide messenger RNA. Lineage: Eukaryota; Viridiplantae; Streptophyta; Charophyceae; Charales; Characeae. The record is from the annotation of a GenBank genome assembly.
UCGUCCAGUGGGUCGACAAUGGCGAAUACAAUUUCAAGUUUACGUUGAAGAAGCAUUACAGAAGUGAUAGUUCGGUCGACGGCAUCGCAAAGGGAUGCAAGGUUGCCGGGAGGAUGUUCGGCGGGUCCGGCCGUCGUGUGAUGUCUUUGCCUCACUUUGUCCCGCUAGCGCCGGGGCACGACGAGACCGUUCACGUCACAGACUUCCUCGAGGUCUGGGCGAGGAAGUCGGACCUGGAACAUCGAUCAGUGUCGUGGACGUCGGACCUGGAACAUCGAUCAGUGGUCCUGUUGGGUUCGCGGGAGGAGAGUGCUCUGAAAGGGAGAUGGGAAGUCAGGGUGGCCUGCCAGCURCGCCUCCUGAUCAAGAGGUGGGCAUGUCAGACGACUCGGAGGACGACCAUCCGCGUGCUCCUUUGAAACCGGSCUUGCAUGUAUCUCGCCGMCAYGGUUUGCUUGRGGAGUCGACGCCACAUGGAGGCGGCGAUGGMGAACGGUUGCGACAGGGCUCAGAAUCGACGACUCCUCGUGGUCUGGUCGAAAGGAUCGGUUCGUUCGUUCGUGGCAUGCAGGUGGCCGAGGUUUCGCCUGGAGAUCGAGCGGGUGGUCCGCAGGUUCGGGAGGUGMGUGGGUCAGAUGAGACAACUCRYCGGGCCKGWYCAGCGYCGGCGCAACUGCAGACGGAGUUCAGCCAGGAACGAGAAGCAAGUGGGAACAUCGCCGGUGAGGAGGAGGUGUCCGAGCAAGGGCUGUUCCGUGAGAGAUCGGCUGAAAAGACUCAGUCGGGAGGCAAGCGCAACUUGCCAGAUGAGGAAGAGCGAGAGGGAGUAGGUGCUCUGAAAAGGCAGAGAAAGGCAGGAGGGAGUGCUCGGACGCCAACAACACGAGAGGGCGGUUCCGUUGAGAAGAGGAAAAGGGUUGGAGGUGGGGAUGAAACGCCAAAAGACUCGUCGACACGGCGAAGAACCGAUGAGUCUUCCGGGAAACGGUCGAAAUCAUCGAGGGGGAAGAAAGCAGACGAGGGCGACAGCAGGGAGGGGGAUGACGACGUGGAGAUUAACCUCAACGCCUUUAACCUCGACAAUGCGUUCUUCCUCGAGAUGCAGACAGGGGUGCAGAAGGACGUCUUGUUGCACAUCCAUCCCGAAAGAAUAUUAGUUAUUCCAGACUGGGAAGACGCGUACAAUCACCGAUCCUUGGACGAGUUCCUCGUUGAUACCAUCGCGUCGGCUAUGAUCGACUGCUACGAACGCAAAGACAUGAGAUACACGAAGCGCAUUUUCGUUCUCGCGCCGAUCGUCGCGCCUCCAGAGAACGGCGAGCCUGCUGUGCGCAUGCUGCCUGCUGACUUCAACAGCUCACCCCCGGAGAAAUACUGGUAUUAUCCUAUGUGUGGACAGCAUAACGCGAGGGCGGCGAUGAUGGUGCAAGACCAUCCCGUGUUGGAUUACCACAACUUCUGUAAAUGGCCGUUCAGACCGAUCUACUUUCCUGACGACGAGUUCGACGGCUACGCCCAUGACUCCGUCUUCGCUUUGGGGUUGAAGUUCUAUGAGGAGUGGUCGAAAGGGAAACUCCUUGCUUCCGACGGCCGGCGUUGGACUGAAAAGCCGCCCACCCAUGAGGAGGUGGCCAAGCCAGGACUCUCCACUGUGACUGACAGCCAAGGGCUGAAGAGACACGUCUGGUACGUGAAGGUGGACGACCCGUCGUUGAAAAAGAGCAGGGGGAAGCCAAAGAAAGGCGCGGAGGAGAAAACUUUCUACGUCCAAGUUCCGGAGCCGGAUGUCCACUGCUGGAAGGAAUUGGUGGACUUGACGGACCGCGAGAAGAAAAGGUUGUUGAACGGCUACUUGAACCUUAACGUCGCGUGGGUUCAAACGAGUAGCAAGAAGUUGGCCGAGCAGGGGAAGUUCAGUGUCAAGGAGAUGGUCGACAUAAUAAAAAUGGACUGGAUUAUGCUGAGGCUGUGGCACUAUGUGGAGUUCGAGUACGAGGAAAUGGAUAAGUGGGAGUGGAAUGCCAACUCCACGUUCUUCAGGUCCAAGAAGCAACUGUUCGAAGAGUUCGAGGACAGAGGUCUCAACGACAAGCUUUGGAACGAGAGCAGGAAAUUUUUCACGGACACCACAUACGUCAACAAGUGCCCUCAGUUUCUCGGGUGUCAACACAACAACAACAUCAAGAGAACGGCGGCCCUUGUCAACGACCAGCAUUUCCCGGCGGAGUGGAAGCGUGUCGUCCUUUCGGUGAUCACUGGAGAUCGCGCCAAAGGCAAAAAAAACCCUCGGGGCGUUGAUGAAUGCAUUAACAUUAUAUGGAUAAGGACAAGCCCCUUAACGACGCUGGCCCUGUAUAACGUCGACCCAUUGAGUGCCAGAGAUCAUAAGGAGGCACUGGGAAAACUAGGGCAUCGGCUACGCUCCCACACUUGCGUGCUCGACUUAUGCGGUACUGUGGACCGUGCGCAAUGGGACUCUGGGGCAUUCGCGUCUCUGAGUGAGUUGCUGGGCUUCGUUUGUCAGGACUACUGGACAUUGGUGGUAUUCGUCCCCUUCCUGUGGAACCUCUUCUUCAUGACAUGUUUGUCUGCGCUUGGGGCUACCCGUGCUACACGGGGAAGUGGGUUCGGAAGACGGCAUCGAAGAAGACGCAUCAGUUCGGAAACAGCGUCUGGGAGGAGCCGGAUAUGAUGCAUAUCCUUUUCAAAGGCGAGGAUCCUCGGCUACUGACUACCCGGUGUACGAGGGAGCUGUUGUUGAAGACGACGACGCCGCUCUCCAGAGGAAACAAAAAGUGACACCCACG